GCCAAAAGAGAUUUCAAUAGUACGGUUCACGCGUACUCUGUGAUUUCUCACGACUUGUUCUCCUUCUCAUACAAAUACAAGAAAGAAAUAUAAGUUUACGAGUAGUCGCGUGAACAUGGAAGGCUUCGAUGAUCCCGGGGUGUUCUUUUCCGACAAUUUCGCGGUGGACGAGCCCCACGAGAACCGCGCAAAUCUCCAACACUCGAAAAAGAAAUUCAAGGAAUUCAUCCGACAGUUUCACGAGGGUAACUUUAACUACAAAUACCGAGACACCUUGAAGCGCAAUUACAAUCUCGGUCAAUACUGGUUGGAGAUCAAUUUGGAGGACUUAGCGGCUUUCGACGAGUCCCUCGCCGAGAAGAUUCAGAAGCUUCCAACUGAGUAUCUGCCCGUUUUGGAAGAGGCUGCAAAAGAUGUGGCGGAUGAACUCACAGCCCCUCGACCAGAGGGUGAAGAAAAGAUGGAAGAUAUUCAGGUGCUGUUAUGCUCGGACGCUCAUUCGAGUUCUCUGAGAGGAAUGAAGCCAGACAUUGUCUCCAAAUUGGUCAAGGUGCCAGGAAUAAUCGUCUCUGCGUCUGGCAUCAGAGCAAAGGCAACAAAAAUUGCGAUACAGUGUCGCUCUUGCAAAGUUACUCAAGUCAACAUUCCCAUCAAGCCUGGCUUAGAAGGAUACGCACUACCUAGAAAAUGUACCACGGAACAAGCGGGUCGACCAAAGUGUCCCUUGGAUCCUUUCUAUAUAAUGCCGGACAAAUGCCGUUGCGUGGACUUCCAGGUGUUGAAGCUCCAGGAAUUGCCAGAUCACAUACCACAGGGCGAGAUGCCGAGGCAUCUGCAGCUAUACUGCGAUCGCUACUUAUGCGACAGAGUCGUUCCCGGCAAUCGAGUUCUGAUUCUUGGAAUAUACUCCAUCAAAAAAGUCUCUAACAAACCGACCGGCAAGGCUGCGGGCAGAGAGAAAGGGUUAGUGGGCGUACGAGCUCCGUACAUCCGAGUGCUCGGCAUCACCGUGGAUGGGGAGAACGCAAAUAUUGGUACACAGCCGCCCGUCACGUCCGAAGAGGAGGAUCUCUUCACCCGUUUGGCAGCAGACCCCAAUCUGUACGAGAGGAUCGCGAAGAGCAUAGCCCCGAGCAUCUUCGGCGCGGUAGAUAUCAAGAAAGCCAUCGCGUGUUUGUUAUUCGGCGGAUCCAGGAAACUGAUGCCGGAUGGGCUGUGCAGGAGAGGUGAUAUCAACGUCCUGAUGCUGGGUGAUCCGGGUACCGCGAAGUCACAGUUAUUGAAAUUCGUGGAGAGGGUUGCCCCCAUCGCCGUCUACACGUCGGGAAAAGGCAGCUCCGCGGCCGGCUUGACGGCGUCGGUAUCGCGAGAUCCGGUCACCAGGAAUUUCGUUAUGGAGGGCGGCGCGAUGGUCCUCGCGGACGGUGGAGUCGUUUGCAUAGACGAGUUCGACAAGAUGAAGGAGGACGACCGGGUGGCGAUACACGAAGCGAUGGAGCAGCAAACGAUCUCGAUCGCAAAGGCAGGCAUAACGACGACUCUAAACACGAGGUGCUCCGUGCUGGCAGCGGCUAACUCGGUCUUUGGUCGGUGGGACGACAUCAAGGGCGAAGAGAACAUAGAUUUCAUGCCGACGAUACUGUCACGCUUCGACACGAUAUUCAUCGUCAAGGAUGAGCAUGAGCACAACAGAGAUAUUACUCUGGCCAAGCACGUCAUGAACAUCCACUGCAACGCCGGCCAGAUCACGGAACACUCGGUGGAGGGGGAGAUCCCCGUGCACGUUCUCAAGAAGUACAUCAGCUACUGCAGAACGCGUUGCGGUCCGAGACUAGACGCGGAGGCGGGAGAGAAGCUAAAGAAUCGUUACGUGAUGAUGCGAGCUGGUACGAGAGAGCACGAGAAGGACGCUGAGAAAAGAUUGUCUAUACCCAUCACAGUCCGGCAGCUAGAAGCCGUCAUACGAAUGUCCGAGGCCCUGGCCAAGAUGCAGAUGCAACCAUUCGCUACCGAGGUCCAUGUUAACGAGGCUUUAAGGCUCUUCCAAGUAUCUACGUUAGAGGCUGCGAUGUCUGGAUCAUUAGCAGGAGCGGAAGGGUUUACUUCAGAAGAGGAUCACGAAAUACUGUCCCGCAUUGAGAAGCAAUUGAAAAACAGAUUUCCUAUCGGACAUCAAGUGUCUGAACAGAAUAUAGUGAGGGACUUCCUUAAACAGUCGUUUCCCGAACGUGCUAUUUACAAAGUUAUACAUACAAUGAUACGUCGCGGUGAGCUUCAACAUCGCUUGCAACGUAAAAUGUUGUACAGAUUGCACUGAAGAUUAACAGAAACGUCUUCGAUGCACGAUAA
This is a messenger RNA of Ooceraea biroi (clonal raider ant), 2349 nucleotides long. RefSeq names its product Minichromosome maintenance 5. Gene Ontology annotation, biological process: DNA replication initiation; double-strand break repair via break-induced replication; DNA replication. Gene Ontology annotation, molecular function: single-stranded DNA binding; DNA replication origin binding; 3'-5' DNA helicase activity. The record is from RefSeq and is a predicted model, not a curated record. Gene Ontology annotation, cellular component: MCM complex; nucleus. NCBI's taxonomy places the organism in Eukaryota, Metazoa, Arthropoda, Insecta, Hymenoptera, Formicidae.